AUGGAUGUAUACCAAAUAGAGCUGGAGGCACAGGCACAAUUACGCUCCCAACUGCUGAUCGAUACUGCGGUCAAGAAUCUGGGGCAGCCAGAGGAGGAGCAGGAGGAGGCGGACGGAGAAGACGAAGAGGAGCUGCUGCAACAACAAGAAAACGACGAGGUAGACGACGACGAGCCGGAGGAGGACGAAUUGGAGGAAGACAACGAAGCAUUGCCAGAAGUCGGCUUCGAUGCCAAUUCAGAUUUCAAUUUGCAUUUCUUUGACACGCCCGAGGAUUCAUCGACGCAAGGCGGCUUUAGCGAAGCUGGCAGCCUAGACACCGAGCCAGAGGACGAACAGGAGCAGCAGCUCAGUGUGCAUCAGUUCGGUCCCGCCAGCAACAGUUGCAGCUCGGCCGGGGCACAUUCCUCGCCAGACAGCGGACGCAGCAGCGGCUGCAGCUCCAGCUCCAGCUCGGCCAACGUCUCAUCCUCAUCCUCAUCCUCAUCGUCGGCAUCCAAUGUUGGCAUUGUUGACUCUAGCAACAGCAGCAGCAACAGCAAUCACAACAACAACAACAACAACAGCAACAACAACGGCAACGGCAACGGCGUCUCCUCAAAGUCGUUUGUGCCGUGCAAAGUCUGUGGCGACAAGGCUUCGGGCUAUCAUUAUGGUGUAACCUCCUGCGAGGGUUGCAAGGGCUUCUUUCGUCGCAGCAUACAGAAACAGAUCGAGUAUCGCUGCCUGCGGGACGGCAAGUGCCUCGUGAUCCGGCUCAAUCGCAAUCGCUGUCAGUACUGCCGCUUCAAGAAAUGCCUCUCGGCUGGCAUGAGCCGCGACUCUGUGCGUUAUGGUCGCGUACCGAAGCGUUCACGUGAGCUGAACGGUGCAGCAGCAGCAGCAGUCGCCGCAACUGCCUCAGCAGCCAGCGGCGCGCCCCUAAAUGUGGAUGAAACCAGUGCCAAUAAUUUGCAUACAAAUCUAAUACAACAGCAGCAGCAGCAUCAACAACAACAACAACAGCAGCAACAGCAGCAACAGCAGCAGCCGCAUGCGAGCAGCGUGCGCGUAAACACACCAAGUACACCACAAACGCCACAAAUGUGUUCGAUAGCCUCGUCGCCAUCGGAGCUGGGCGGUUGCAAUAGUAGUGCCAACAACAACAACAAUAACAACAACAGCAGCAGCAGCAACAACAACAGCAGCAGUAAUGCAACAGCUGUAGUUGUGGGCAGCCAUCAUCAGCAAUUGGUUAACAUGGGCAGCAGCAGCGAUAUGGCCAUGACCCAGGUGGGCGUGGGCAUGUGCCAUCCCUCGAUCGAUCAUCACGACGGCCUCGCCGGCACAGCCAACGAGCUGACUGUCUACGAUGUGAUCAUGUGCGUCUCGCAGGCGCAUCGACUCAACUGCUCCUACACCGAGGAGCUGACACGUGAACUGAUGCGGCGACCCGUCACAGUGCCCCAGAACGGCAUUGUCACCACCGUGGCCGAGAGUCUGGAGUUCCAAAAGAUUUGGCUGUGGCAACAGUUCUCGGCGCGCGUGACGCCCGGCGUGCAGCGCAUUGUGGAGUUCGCUAAACGCGUACCUGGCUUCUGUGAUUUCACCCAGGACGACCAACUGAUACUCAUCAAGCUGGGCUUCUUCGAGGUGUGGCUAACCCAUGUCGCGCGCUUGAUCAACGAUACGACGCUGACGCUGGACGACGGCGCCUAUCUGACACGACAGCAGCUGGAGAUACUCUACGAUUCGGACUUUGUGAACGCCCUGCUGAACUUUGCCAACACACUGAACGCCUAUGGGCUGAGCGACACAGAGAUUGGUCUCUUCUCGGCCAUGGUGCUGCUGGCAUCGGACCGGGCGGGCCUCAGCGAGCCCAAGGUAAUCGCAAGGGCGCGCGAGCUGGUGGCCGAGGCGCUGCGUGUGCAGAUACUCAGAUCGAGGGCCGGGUCGACGCAGGCGCUGCAGCUGAUGCCGGCGCUGGAGGCUAAAAUACCGGAGCUGCGCUCGCUGGGCGCCAAGCACUUCUCACACUUAGACUGGCUGCGAAUGAACUGGACCAAGCUGCGUCUGCCGCCGCUCUUUGCCGAAAUUUUCGACAUACCCAAGGCGGACGACGAGCUGUAGAAGUUGGAGCAACGGCUCUGUGAACUGUACGUUUAGGUUAUAGAAUAUAGGCGUUAAACGACGAUGACAAAGAAGAAGAAGAAGAACAAAAUGGAGGAUGCAACCAACUCUGCAAGAAUUCAUAAUAUGAAAGAACAAACAUAGACCAUUCUAACAGAUACAAGAUACAAUUUACCAGAUACAAGAUACAUAGUUAACUACAACUACAACUACAACUACGACUACAACUAUAAAGUUAUGCAUUAGAUAUUGAGCAAUGCUUAAGACGUUCGCAAACAUUUUUAGCCAGACAUCCACACAGAUACAUAUACACACACACACUCUCACACCCACACACAGCUGCGAUGAUAGACCUUGAGAUACUUUUGGUUUCUUUUGUUACUUCUGCUUGAGCUCUUAGCCGUACAUAUCCCAUGCGCAACAUCAAGUUUUAUUUAUUUCAUUGAUCAAGCUCAUUAAAUCAUGCACGAUUAUCCUAGGUAAUCCUGAAACUCCACUCCCCCAACUCACUAUCUUUUGAAAAUGCAAAAACAAAACUGAAAAAAAACAAAUUUAAGAAAAUCUCGACUGAAGUUCGAAAAGUACUGUUUAAAUCUUUUUAUUUAAUUAAUUAAUAAUUAAAUAAAAAUUAUUGUAUGAUUAAACAACUACUUAUAAAUAUAUACAUAUAUAUCAAAUAUAUACAAUCUAUAUAUACUAUGUAAACCUAGUGGUAUCUAGUGUAGUUCAAGCAAAAAGACCCAAAACAUUUUCUUUGCUCGUUUUUAUUUUUAUUGUAAAUAAAUUUUAAAUUAAUUUUUAACACUUUCAUUAUUAUUUCUUUAAGUUAAGCUGCAUGAAGCUCUAGCUUGGAUUGUGUGAGAAGCGAUGGCAAUAAUCGAUUAUCGAUCACCGAUUAUCGACUAUCGAUCAUUGGAAACGUGUUCAUAUUGAUUUUAACAAAACA
Drosophila navojoa is the source of this 3055-nucleotide messenger RNA. RefSeq names its product Ecdysone-induced protein 78C (gene Eip78C). Lineage: Eukaryota; Metazoa; Arthropoda; Insecta; Diptera; Drosophilidae. Gene Ontology annotation, biological process: regulation of DNA-templated transcription. The record is from RefSeq and is a predicted model, not a curated record. Gene Ontology annotation, molecular function: zinc ion binding; sequence-specific DNA binding; nuclear receptor activity.